GGGAGGCUUCGUGAAAUGAAGACUGUUAUAGCAACAAAGGACUUUUUCCCAGAAGUCAUGGCAGUGCUGCUGUUGUUGGCUCUGGUGUGCCCAACCAUGGCCUCUUCUACACCGUUGUCAGCAGUGGAAUCAUGCGGACCAGAGGCAGCAGCUCUCAUGCGCAGCAUAAGGAAACUGGAGAAUAAACUAUUGAUUGGGGAUUGGCAGGUUGAGCACUUGCAGAUGCACAAAUACUUCCGGCCAGUUCAACCUGUGUUGGCAAAUACUAAACCUGAAUCUGACACAGCCCCUGGUGUAAACCACAACAGCAGUGGGACAUUAGACAGCUCUGAUAUGACAUGGAUUAAACCACUUCCACCAGCAGGCAAUUUGAUUGUCUAUGACAAAGACUGCUCUGAGCUGUUUGACAGACUGAGACCACCAAGCGGAUUCUACCGCAUCAGACCCAAAUUACACCAGGAACCUUUUUUGGCUUACUGUGACAUGGAGGAUGGAGGAGGGUGGACUGUGUUUCAGAGACGUCGGCAUGGAAAAGUUGACUUCAACAGAGACUGGGUAGACUACAAAGAUGGCUUUGGAGACUUCAAACUGUGGAAUGAUGAGUUUUGGUUGGGGAAUGAGCGCAUGUAUUCGCUACUCUCAGAGGGUAAGAACCUGGUGAAGAUUGAUCUAAUGGACUGGGAUGGACAGAAAAGUUACGCAUUUUAUGAGAACUUCAAGAUCACCGAUGAGGCCGAUAAGUAUCGUCUCCAGUAUGGAGUGUAUAGCGGUAAAGCUGGAGAUGCUCUUACUAGUGGUGGGGGGAUGGUGGAGCAGUGGUCUGCUUGCCUCAGCGGCAUGCAGUUCAGCACCAGAGAUCAGGACAAUGACCGCUACCUUCAGGGCCACUGUGCUGAGGAGAAUAGUGCAGGUUGGUGGUUCAACAGAUGUCAUGCUGCAAACUUAAAUGGGAAGUUCUACCGCAGAGGGAAGUACAAGGGCCCGAAUGACAAUGGUGUGGUGUGGGGGACCUGGAGAGGCCUUUGGUAUUCCCUCAGACACACCACCAUGAAGGUGCGGCCUCUGGUUUUCUUGGAUGUCACAGGCAGUGGAGCAGGGGAAAUGUAA
Anoplopoma fimbria (sablefish) is the source of this 1107-nucleotide messenger RNA. RefSeq names its product fibrinogen like 1B (gene fgl1b). NCBI's taxonomy places the organism in Eukaryota, Metazoa, Chordata, Actinopteri, Perciformes, Anoplopomatidae. Bases 16 to 1107 code for a protein of 363 amino acids. The record is from RefSeq and is a predicted model, not a curated record. The transcript has 9 exons.